Cicer arietinum (chickpea) is the source of this 1183-nucleotide messenger RNA. Its product is annotated as plastid-lipid-associated protein, chloroplastic-like. NCBI's taxonomy places the organism in Eukaryota, Viridiplantae, Streptophyta, Magnoliopsida, Fabales, Fabaceae. The record is from RefSeq and is a predicted model, not a curated record.
GUUUCUUACCACAACGAAAUCUCAAUCGUCGGUAAUCAUCGCGUGUUGUUGGAGUCUUAUAAACCCACCGCUUCCCUUCUCUACUGAAGUCUCUGUUUUCCUCUCUCAACAAACAAAUGGCUUCUCUCUCUCACCUCAACCAACAACUUCUCAGCACAAACACUCUCCCAUUCACUCCUCUCAACUCCACACCUUCAAUUUCGCCACCGACCAUCGGAUUUCGCAGCAAGUCUUUCGGAAGACCGAUUGUCGCAUCGGCCGAUGUUUCGAGGCGGGUGGUCUACGUCCAUGCCGUGACUAGCGACGAUGAGUGGGGUCCAGAUAGGGAUGUGCCUUAUGCUGGUGUGGCGGUUGCGGUGGAGGAGAAACCGGUGGAGACUGAGACGGAUAAACUGAAGAAGGCUUUGGUGGAUAGUUUUUAUGGGACCGAUCGUGGACUUAAAGCGAGCAGUGAAACGAGAGCGGAGAUUGUUGAGCUUAUUAGCCAGCUUGAAGCUAAGAAUCCAACCCCUGCUCCCACUGAUGCAUUGACUCUGCUCAACGGAAAAUGGAUUCUCGUGUAUACAUCCUUUGCAGGUUUAUUUCCAUUGCUGUCGAGUGGAACACUGCCAUUAGUUAAGGUUGAAGAAAUAUCUCAGACUAUUGACUCUGAAGCUUUUACUGUCCAAAACUCUGUUCGGUUUGCUGGUCCAUUGACUACCACCUCCAUUAGUACCAACGCCAAAUUUGAAGUUCGAAGUCCAAAACGUGUUCAGAUCAAGUUUGACGAAGGUAUCAUAGGCACUCCACAACUGACAGACUCAUUAGAGAUACCAGAAAACGUGGAAUUUUUGGGGCAAAGGAUUGAUCUUACACCAUUCAAAGGCAUACUUACUUCUGUCCAAAACACUGCCUCAUCAGUUGUGAGAACAAUUUCCAAUCAGCCUCCAUUGAAGUUCCCAAUUUCAAACAACAAGGCUCAAUCAUGGUUACUUACUACAUACCUUGAUGAAGAACUACGCAUCUCAAGGGGUGAUGGCGGCGGUGUGUUUGUUCUUAUCAAGGAAGGCAGUUCUCUUUUGACAAACCAAAGAAACUAAAGAAAUUAUAUUGGUUUACUUUCUUGGUCAUUAUGUAAUAAUACAUGUUGUUCACUUGUACCUAUUCAUAAAUAAGCAAUGAUAGAUAAAACUAUAUUAUUAUA